AUGCGACCCGAGGCCUUCUUUGGCGUUUGCAUCGAGCCAAAGUUCAGCGUCUACAGGAUCUGCACCGUGGAGAAAGGGGAAACGCAGCCAACCGAGUACGAUCCGGGACCGUCGGACUUUGGUGGUUUCGAUAUCAUAAAUACCAAGUCAACUUCGAUCGCCGAGCGCCGACCAGUCAUAUCGUCCGAGGAGAACUUUGCUUUGGAUCUCAGUAUGGCGGCUUUUGCGGUAGAGAGCACCAACGCGGCGCCGGACAUCGUACCUCUAAGCAUGCCUUUGCUAUCCGAUGCUCAGGGACCAACAUAUGACCUUUUGAGCUUUUACAUUUCCCGGACGGCUCGGAGUAUGGGGAAUGGGUCUACCGAGACUAAUCCUUUCGUUUCCCAACUGAUCCCCCUGGCGUUCGCGAACAAAUUCAUACUAGGUCUGGUCCUGUGCCAGAGUGCUGUGCAUCGGGCAACAGAGGAUACUAGCCAAUUUGCAGUUGCUCAAACGUACUACAACAAGUCGUUACGAUCAUUCCGCCAAUCGAUCGAUGAGUAUAUCAGCGGUCAAGAGGUCAGCCCGCUGUGGCUGGCUUUGGGCGCUUUGAUCAUGUGCUUUACAGAGACUGCCAAGGGCGAUUUGCACGGUUCAAUUUUUGACCACAUUGAGGCAGCGGGCCCUUUAUUGUCACGUCUGAUGACGCACUCGGCGAACCUACCAAAUGACCUCAAGAACUUCAUUGUCGAGUACUAUGUUGACCUAGUGACUAUUAGCAUGAUAUCAGUGGACCCCAGCUUUGGGUCAACUCUUGUCUUGGACUCUCAGUUUGAAGUAAUGGCGGAGGCAAUGGUCAAGGACGGCUACGUAGGACAGCUGUGUGGUACCUGGCUGGAACUACUUUUGCUAGUUCCCCGGAUCUUCGACUUUGCGCGGCUGUCAACCUCUACCAUGGCAGCCGACAGAUUUAUAGUCUUCUCCGACUUGCAGAGUCGGAUCGUAUCCUUCACACCAUCAGCACCAAACCCCCCCGAAUCCGUGCUCUGUGGUUACAUCUUCAAGCAUGCCGUCCAUAUCCUCCUCUUGACUGCAUUAAACUUGGGCCACAGUCCCGAAGGGCAAGCCAAACAGCAUGUUGACAACUGCGUAACGGAAGCGUUUGAGGUUCUGCUUCAGCUACCCCCUGACGCGAGAAUCAACACCAGUCUUUGCUGGGCUAUGGCCGUCAUCGGCAGCUGCGUCUGUGAUGAUAUCAGGCAAACCGAAUUGAGUAACCGGCUUACCGCCAUGUAUGUAGCAGUUGGACUGGGCAAUAUUCGCGCUACGCGUAUCCUUCUGCAAAAGAUAUGGAAACUUCCUCUGACGGAACGAACUCCAUGGAUCAUUAGUCGGGUCAUGCGCGAGAACGAAAUAUGGAUAUCAUUCGUCUGA
Messenger RNA from Clonostachys byssicola, 1413 nucleotides. Lineage: Eukaryota; Fungi; Ascomycota; Sordariomycetes; Hypocreales; Bionectriaceae. The record is from the annotation of a GenBank genome assembly.